AUCUUCGAAAUCACUCACUAUACAAUAUUUGUAACGGAGUAUUGUGAUGGCGGUGAUUUAUUACGGAAAAUAAAGAAAUGUAAGAGGGUUCCGGAGCCAGAGGCCAAGCAAAUUUUUCGACAGCUGGUCGAAGCACUCAUGUACCUACAAAACUGCGACAUCGUUCACCGCGAUUUAAAAUGUGAAAAUGUGCUUCUCGAUCGGAAUGAGAACGUGAAGUUAGGCGACUUUGGCUUUGCUCGAUAUCUGAAGCCAAAUCAAAAGUCUAGCACCUUUUGUGGCAGCAGGGCUUAUGUGGCUCCGGAGAUUCUUAGAGCUAUCGCCUAUAGUGGUCCGCCGGUCGAUAUAUGGAGUGCAGGCAUAGUACUAUAUGUAAUGGUGACGGGAGUGAUGCCAUACGAUGAUCGGCAUCCACAGAAAAUGGUAGAGAGGCAACUCGCUCAUAAAAUCCGGUAA
Messenger RNA from Haemonchus placei, 456 nucleotides. The record is from the annotation of a GenBank genome assembly. NCBI's taxonomy places the organism in Eukaryota, Metazoa, Nematoda, Chromadorea, Rhabditida, Trichostrongylidae.